CGGUUUGGGAAACAGGAGCUCCAUGUUGGGGUGUAGGCUAAAGGUCAGGGAGCCUGUCUACAACGUCCACUUGAAGGCAAACAAAUGCCCUAACCUUGAAUAAAGUCUGAUGGGAACAGACAGUCCUGGAGCUCCAGAGGAGCUCUACCAGCUUUGGUGCACCUUCCCUGGGUUGCUGAUCUGGAUCCACACUGCAGUCAUGGAUCUUUUCCACAGCUGGGGUUGGAGGUGGCUGUCCAUCUGCAGACCAAGUAUGGGCAUUAUGAGGGCUGAUUUAGCCUCUACAGUGGCAGACCUGCAUACCACCUUCUGUUUCUUCCCAGGCUGGUUCUAUCUGCGCAGGGACGUGGGGGUCAAACUCAUCUGMGUGGCUGCCAUUGGGGACUGGCUCAACCUGGUCCUGAAGUGUAAUGAGAGAAAAUUGAUCGGGGUACUCACUGUGCUUGGAGAGGAAACAUUCAAUGUGCCAGUAGAUGAGCGGGGUUGUUUUGGAGCAGGGCCUUGUGUCUUGUUCAUCUCCAGGUUCUUGCAGGUGGGCCUGUGGAUGCUGCUGUGUACAGUGGAGCUGCUGGUGUGCAUGUCCAGAGUCUACAUGGCUGCCCACUUUCCCCACCACGUCAUCAGUGGGGUCAUCACGGGUAUCAUGGUGGCUGAGUUCUUCUCCAGAGUGCAGUGGAUCUACAGAGCCAGUCUGAAGAAGUACUUCUACACCACCGUCUUCCUGCUCUCCUUCGCUGUGGGCUUCUACGUGCUGCUGAAUGCUCUGGGCGUGGACCUGCUGUGGACCCUGGCGAAAGCCCUGAAGUGGUGUGUGAGGGCUGAAUGGGUCCACAUGGACUCCACUCCCUUCGCCAGCCUCCUGCGCAACAUGGGCACCCUGUUUGGCCUGGGCCGUGCACUCGCCCCUCUACACCGAUACACCGAGAGCAAGAAGAACAGCAGCACCCCCUUCAGGGCGGGAUGUAUCACUGUCUCCUUAUUGCUGCUACAGAUCUUGGAUGGCUUGAUGUUCUCCUCCAGGAACCAGGCAACGUUCUACAUGUUGUCRGUCAAUAAGAGUGCUGCUGCCCUCUUCAUCCCCACAGCUCUGGUUCCCGGAGGACUCUCCUGGAUCUUCCCAGGUUAAAGUGGGGCGGCUAAGCUGAAAUUUUCAUAACAAUCGUUCAGAAACUGUUUUGAUUUGACAAAUUAAUUGGCUUGCUAAUAAGCUCAUGAGCAGAGAGUGGGAAUGGGUAUGGGAAGCAAGAGCACCUCAAGAGCUUGGGACUAAGGUUCUAUCUGCAAAAAAAUAUUCUGAGAUAAUUGGCUUUAAAGUUUUGAACCCUCAUUGGUUUGAAUG
This is a messenger RNA of Salvelinus sp. IW2-2015, 1339 nucleotides long. RefSeq names its product glucose-6-phosphatase catalytic subunit 1-like. Gene Ontology annotation, biological process: gluconeogenesis; glucose 6-phosphate metabolic process. Gene Ontology annotation, cellular component: membrane. Lineage: Eukaryota; Metazoa; Chordata; Actinopteri; Salmoniformes; Salmonidae. The record is from RefSeq and is a predicted model, not a curated record. Gene Ontology annotation, molecular function: glucose-6-phosphatase activity.